Molecule: messenger RNA, 3233 nt
Organism: Ictalurus punctatus (channel catfish)
Lineage: Eukaryota; Metazoa; Chordata; Actinopteri; Siluriformes; Ictaluridae
Product: keratin, type I cytoskeletal 13
Exons: 8
Coding region: 990-2132 (380 amino acids)
Molecular function (GO): structural molecule activity
Source: RefSeq, a predicted model, not a curated record
CAUAAAAAUGGUCAUUACCUCGGUAGGAGGUAUCACAAGCACAUAUUUGGACCAAAAUGGGUUUGGAAGAAAACACUACACACACACACACACACGCAAAUCAACCAGAUCAAAUAACGAAGAGGCACAUAUUCCAGCCUCAUACUCUAAUUUGUAAUUCAUGGAAGUGUGUUUUUACUUUCAUGUAUUCUUUUCCUUUAUUUUUCAUAUUUUCUUGUAUUUAGGAAAAGAUCAGUUCAUUGGAUAGAUCUGCACGUUCAAAUAUGGUUAAAAAUGGCAAAAUUUGCAGAAGCAUCACUAUACCACGUACAUGAUCAACACAUACUGAUGCACUGGAUGAAAGAGUUUUAUCUUUCAGGAUCCACGACCAUCCAAUAACGCAUUUCUGACCUCUGCACUGCAGAUGAAGUAUGGCUGUCAUAGAAAGCACACCUGUUACUCUGCAUACCCUGCAUGGUCAUAUCUGCUCUUCUAGGAACGCUCCUUUUAGUUAAAUAUUUCCCCUCCAACAGGUUGGGUGAAUAGUUUUCUGAUGUUUCAUUGGAAAAACGUUUCAUAUCUAAAAAUCUGCAUGCCCAACAUCUGAUACGCAUCUUGACAAAGUGACAAAAUCUGUUUUUGACUGGUUUUCACCAGAAAAUAAGGUUCAAAUAAAGGAUGUAUGAACAUUUUUGUUCCAGGACAGGUUCUGAAGUCUUCAGGACAAGUGGUUACUGACGUUGAGUGAAUGCGUUAACCUUGAACAGGUUCAUGAUGAUGGACAUGGAUGCCAUUUGUGAUAUUAUCAUGUCACUGGUUGCAAGAAAAUGUGGGUAUAUAACCGGAAAGGAUGCUUUAUUGCCAUAAAUGGAAAUGUAGGGGUAUGCACCUGUCUUAUCGUAUGCAGGACUAUACCUAUAAAGCCUUACCAGCUACUCAACUGUAAUAUGCGAGCAGACGCUCUUUAGGUGCAGCUACUAUUUUCUGUAGGUCUCCACCAGGACAGCGACAUGUCUUUGCCUUUGAAAACCUACGGCACCAAGACACUCAGUGUGUACGGGGGCGCCGGGGGUCAAGGAACCCGCGUUUCAUCUUCCAGGCCUGCGUUAUUUUGUGGAUCUUCUUGGCAAUCCAACCGUGCAGAUGGCCUCACUUUGGACAUUUCAGACAACCAAAAAGCCAUCAUGCAGAAUCUAAACGAUCGUCUGGCAUCCUUUAUCCAGAAGGUGCAGUCUCUGAACGGUAAAAAGGCUGAACUGGAGAGGAACAUUAACGAGUGGUGUGCGAGCCACACUGUGGUGUCCAACGAGUACUCGGGAUUCUUGGCCACCAUUGAACGCUUACAAGAUCAGAUUCAGCAAAUCUCUAAGUCCAAUGGUGAGGCUGGACUAAAUAUUCAAAAUGCCUUUCUGGUUGCUGAUGAUUUCAGAAUCAAGUACGAGUUAGAGCUAGCCAUUCGUACAUCAGUGGAGGCAGAAACUGCCCAAAACAGGACGCUCAUGGAUGAGCUUAUCCUAUCCCGUUCAACUCUGGAGAUGGAGUAUGAAAGCCUGAGUGAGGAACGCAUCGUUCUUGAGAAGAACCAUGAGGAGGAGAAAGCUCAGGUUCUUGCACAGGCUGUAGUCCAGGUGGAUGUUUCUGUGGAUGCAGCACCCUCUACAGACCUGAUCGAGACUUUGACAAAGAUGCGAGAAGACUAUGAGGCCGUGACUGCCAAGAAUCGUAGAGACCAGGAGGUCUGGUACCAAAGCACGAUUUCUACGGUGCAAAAGAAAUCCAUCGAGCAGACUGAGGAUUUGGAGCACAACACUGCAGAACUCAGUCAGUUGAAGAGCGACUUCCAUAGGAUGCAGAUUGAACUGCAGACUCAACACAGUACUAGGAUGUCCCUUGAAGGCAGUCUACAAGACUCUGUGACCCGCUACGCAGCGCAGCUAGCAGAGCUCCAAAAAAUCAUCACUGACCUGGAGCACAAGCUCAAGCAGAUUCAUGCUAACAUAACCAACAAAAAAGAAGACUAUGACAACUUGAUGGAGGAGAUCAAAACGUAUAGGUUACUGCUGGAAGGAAACAGCAGUGACCCCCAAGUCGCUCGCAAGAAGAUCGCAGUGAUAAAGAUAAUGGAAAGCAGCCAGACAGUGAAGAUACAUUAAUGACUGAUGUGCGAACACACCUUAAUAAAGCCAAUGUUUUCAACCUAACCCGAUAAGGUCUGUCUGCAGAGUAUGGAAGGAAUGCAUAUAUGAAGAUGAGAGUGGCUCUUGGUGAUCGUACAGAUUUUGUUAGUCAGCUAGUUAACAUGAUACGACAAGAAGACUUCUGAUCGGAUUUAUUCCUCGAUGUGCUAUUCAUAAACGUCAUUAUCGUCACUGCUUAUCCUAUACAUGUAGCAAACAUGAGCUAAGCUGACAGGAAUUCUGAGAGGACUUUUACGACAUAUUUAUAUUUUACAACUCAACUUACAGUGAAGAUAUUUAUAUGUGUGACCUAGAAAUCAUGUCAGCUUAGCUUGUGUUAACUAGCUGACUAGAAUCAGCACCGGUGAUUAUCACAACCCCAAUUCCAAAAACAAGUUGGGACGCGGUGUAAAAUGUAAAUAAACGUAAAUAAAAACAGAAUGCUACGAUUUGGAAAUCUCAUAAACUCAUAUGUGAUUCAGAACAGAACAUAGAAAACAUAGCAAAGGUUUAAACUGAGGAAAUGUACCAUCUUAAGAAAGAAAUCAGGUCAUUUUGAAUUUGAUGACGCCUCAGAAAAGUUGGGACGGGCACAAUAAAAGGCUGGAAAAGUAAGUGUUACUAAAGUAAGUGUUACAUUUGUUUACAUUUUACACCGCGUCCCAACUUUUUAGGAAUUGGGGUUGUAAUAAUCAUCGGUGCUAAUUCUAGUCAGCUAGUUAACACAAGCUAAGCUGACAUGAUUUCUAGAUAUUUCAGUAAUGGUCAUACAUAUAAAUAUCGUCACUGCCGGUGCUAGCUAGAUGGGAUAUAUUUGAGUCUAUAAAGAGCUGAAAGAAAUGCCCAUCAGUACUACUUAAAAACAGACAGUUUGCAGACAGACCCAUCUUAAUCCAGACUUAAUCCAGUAAUCAGACUUACUGCUCUUUAGCUAACAUCACACAAAUGGCAAAUGGGAUCUGCAGUUAUACAGUGUAAGAAAAAGGAAUAUAGAGUGCAGUCUGUAAGUGUUUAUGAAGUGACAACAAAGUUGGUAUUUUGCCCCGGUGUUCCAAAUAAAUUGUUUUUAUGCCUACA